AUGUAUGUUAUACCACUACGUACGCCUACUGCUUGUGUUUAAUUUCUAUUUUUAAUGCUUAAUAAGACUUUAGUUAUACCACUACGUACGCCUACUGCUUGUGUUUAUUUUUUAUUUUUUAAAAUCAAUGCUACCACCAAAGGUUGUAUUAUUUUAGUCCUAGUUUCCAGCUAAUCAAAUCAAACACACCCUCAUUUCCCCUUGUCUCUUUGCAACACCCAGCGACUCCCUAAAGUAACCCCAAAGAUUCCUUGUUUGGCCUUUAUAGUUUUGGCCUCCCCCCCUGAUAUAGAAUAUAUUUUUCUUUCGUCCUUAAUUUUAGUUAAUUAGGAUCAUCCUUUCACUUUCAAGUGUUCAACUUUAUACUGUACAGAAAUUUGAAUAAAUGACAAUAAUUCAUGUGGUCCAGCCACAUUAUUGCCAGUGAAUUUCAAGGUCACUUUAUUAGUUUGCAUCCUCAUCAUCUAAGAUUUGUGAUUUUAAAUCUUUGCAAUUUUAUGACGACCAUGGAAGUUGAAAUUAUAUCCAGAGAAACCAUCAAACCUUUCACUUCAACUUCACCACACAAUAGAACAUACAACCUUUCUUUCCUCGAACAGGUUAAUCCUCGAACUUAUGUUCCAGUUGUUUACUUCUAUCCCAAGGAGGCCUCUGAGACACCUGAUUUCUUGACUGGUGGUGAUAAAUCCAACCAGCUCAAGAAAUCUCUAUCAGAAACGCUAGCGAAAUACUACCCUUUUGCCGGUAGGAUCAGAGAUAGAGUCUCCAUUGACUGCAAUGAUGAUGGAGUCACAUUUGUAGAAGCAAGAAUAAAAAACAUCGAGCUAUCUGAGAUUCUUGAGCACCCUAAAGAUGAGGUGCUGGACCUGUUAUUUACAGACAAUCUGCAGUGGAAUGACGAUUCGAAUAUCAACGUCCUCUUGGCUGUACAAGUAAGCUUCUUUGACUGUGGUGGGAUGGCAGUUGGCAUCUGCAUGUCGCAUAAGAUUGCUGAUACCUCCACCAUGAUCAACUUCAUUAACGACUGGGCAGCGGUGGCCCGUAAUAACAAAAAAUGUGAUCAAUAUGUACCAUCUCCUGAGUUCAUCUCAGCAACUGUCUUUCCCCGAUGUGAUCUGCCACUGUCGCCAGAAGCCAUGAUUGAGAAAAGCAAUUGUGUGACCAAAAGAUUUGUCUUUGAUGCAACAAAGAUCGCUGCCCUCAAAGCCAUAGUCACGGAAAAAUUGCAAAACCCCACAAGAGUUGAGGCUGUGACUGCUUUUAUACAUAGCCGUGCCAUUUCUGCAUUGAGAUCAACUUCCGGGUCGUCCUCAAACCCAACCACUUUCAUCCAGACAGUGAACCUCCGCGCUAGAAUGGUCCCGCCAUUGCCACAAAGCUCUGCAGGCAGCAUGAUUUGGUUCUUUACCGUGUCCACAGCUGAGGACAGUGUGGUUGAGUUGCAUGAUCUCGUGGGUCAAAUGAAGCAGAGAAAGACCAAGUUUUGUGACACGUAUGUCAGAAAGUUUCGUGCAAAAGAUCAAUGGCCUUCCAUCUUUAAAGAGUGUAUCCAAGAAUCAAGGAAACCAUUUUCUAAAGGGAAUUUGGUCAUAUAUAGAUGCAGCAGCUGGUGCAGAUUCCCAGUGUAUGAAGCUGACUUUGGUUGGGGAAAGCCAAUUUGGGUCACUAUUGCUAGCUGUGCCAUGAAGAAUGCUGUUUUCAUGAUUGAUACAAGGGAUGGCGAAGGGAUUGAAGCUUAUGUGAACUUGGAAAAGCAGGAAUUGGAUGUGUUUGAGCGUGAUGCAGAGCUUCUUGCUUUCGCUUCUUUGAAUCCGAGUGUCAUUUGAACUCCAUCCGAGCUUCAAAUCUUUGUGUGCGUGCACCGUGUGUUUGUUUUUAUAAAUGUUCUUGAAUGUAUUUUUCCACUCUAAUGAUGUCGAAAAAUAAAUAUGAGGCUUUGAAACAAGAUACCCUAAUAUAAAAAAGCAAGCUAUUUGAAAACAUUUCAAGUAUAGUUGUAUUUUCAU
This is a messenger RNA of Prunus mume (Japanese apricot), 2006 nucleotides long. RefSeq names its product akuammiline synthase 1-like. NCBI's taxonomy places the organism in Eukaryota, Viridiplantae, Streptophyta, Magnoliopsida, Rosales, Rosaceae. The record is from RefSeq and is a predicted model, not a curated record.